This is a messenger RNA of Aspergillus tanneri, 1662 nucleotides long. Its product is annotated as bifunctional metallophosphatase/5'-nucleotidase. The transcript is spliced from 6 exons. Bases 1 to 1662 code for a protein of 553 amino acids. Lineage: Eukaryota; Fungi; Ascomycota; Eurotiomycetes; Eurotiales; Aspergillaceae. Gene Ontology annotation, molecular function: hydrolase activity. Gene Ontology annotation, biological process: nucleotide catabolic process. The record is from RefSeq and is a predicted model, not a curated record.
AUGCAGACCGAACUACGAAUUGUCCACUUCAACGACAUAUACCAUCUCCCAUCAACCGAUCUACUGUCCCGCUUCACGCGAAUCCAACAAUCCUUCCUAGGCAGCAUUGCAGGCCUGACUAUCUUCAGCGGUGAUGCCUUCUCGCCAUCGCUGGAAGCCAGCGUGCUAAAAGGUGCACAUAUGGGUCCGGUUCUGGACUAUGUAGGCGUUGAUCUGGCAUGUUACGGUAACCAUGAUUUUGAUUUCGGCAACGACAGACUCGUGGAACUAUCUAGCCACCUCCGAUUCCCAUGGGUUUUAUCAAACGCGCACCACGCCGGAGAGAAGGACCGGCUUCUCGCCUGCGCACAAGAAUCCGUUACCUGGACUGUCGACGGGGUAAAGAUUGGAUUUUUCGGCUUAGCCGGGACAGACUGGCCAUCUAACUGUGAAAACCUCCCCUUAUCAACUGUUCUCCCGCCGGUGGAAACCGCGCAACGUCUAGCGCACCGGCUACGCACGCACGAGGGAUGCGACGUCGUCAUUGCAGUGACACAUAUGCGUCUCGCGGAGGACAUGCAGGUUAUGCAAGCCACGAUAUCAGGAGAGAGUCGAGUGGAUUUACUCCUCGGGGGACAUGACCAUGAAGUUGUACGACGGUAUGGACAUGACACGGAGACGAAGCCGGAGGUGAUUGAGCAGGGACGAGCGAACGAGGAGAUAGUGUAUCGCGGGAGGGUGGACUCUUGCCGGGGGGAUAUUCGCAUCGUGAAGAGUGGGACGGAUUGGAGGGGAUUAUCGCUUGUUCGGAUGCUGGUAGAUAAGACGGAUGGAGUGGUCUCUGUUUCUACACAAUUAACACAAUAUACCGAUAUCCAAACCGCGAUUGAACCCAUCUCUCCUGCACCUGAAGAAAAGGUGAUGCUCACGACAAUCCAUGACCAGGUGGGAGCAUUGGUGCAAGAGCCAGUUCUGCAUUGCGCUGUUCCGCUGGACGGUCGCAGCACCGUUGUGCGAAGCCAAGAGACAAAUCUGGGAAACAUGCUCGCGGACGCGGUGCGGGCAUUUUACCAGACCGAUAUAGCAUUUUUCAACAGCGGAGCCAUUCGAUGCGAUAGGAUUAUCGAUCAGACAGUGAGUGGGAAACCACUACUAGUGCGCGACAUCAUCAAUAUCUGUCCAUUCGAAAACACCCUCCUCGUCAAACGCAUUUCAGGAAAAACCCUGUACCAAGCACUUGAAAACUCUAUCAGCGACAUGCACACCGAUGGACGAUUCCUGCAAGUCUCCGGUCUGCGAAUCCGCGCCACGUGGCAGCGUCAGCAGGGUUCACGCGUGCUAGACGUGUUCCUCGAUCGCGACGACACGAGAAUCAACCCGCAAGGGAUGUACACCGUCGCAUUAGCGGGGUUCAUUGCGCAGGGGUUUGACGGAUAUACAUGGUUUCCGAAAGAGGAGACGCUGGUGGGCGCGGAAGCCGCCAUGACGGAUACGGGACUUAUGUUGCAGGUUUUUGAACACGGAGAGCCUGUGCAAGGGAAUAGUGUGCAUGAUAUGGGGAUUGAAAGGGCCAGGAGGGCUGUUGUGUCUGGUAGGGUGGAUGGGUUUCCAGUUGUGAGUCCGGUUGUGGAUGGGAGGAUUCAGUUUGUGGAAAUUCAUAUUGAUGGAUUAGAUAGACACUAA